AUGCAAUAACGUCCAAUAAUUUAAAGAGAUUUACAAGAAAAAAGAGAUGUAAUAAGUAAUUGAAUAAUUAGAAAGCUGUAAGAUCUUUACAUGAAUAUAAAAAGAGUGUAGAACUUAAUUAUUAAGAGUAUGUUUCAUAAGCAUCUGAAUAAUAAAUGAAUGAUUUUGAAAGUCUUUCUAGACCUUCAGUAAAGAGUAUGCCUGUAAAGACAAGAGAUUUGCUAAAUAAAUACAAAGCUUAACUUGAAAUAUAACCAAAAUUUUAAGUAGUGUAAAAACCAAAUCAAUAAUUGGAAAUUAAAAAAAAAAAUUUAGAACUUGAAGAACAUUAAUAAAGUGUUUCAUCUCCACGUUCUGAACCUCCUAAGAAUCCAUUUGAAGAUAGUCGUAAAACUAAAUAAGAUGAACCAAAUAUGUCAUUUAGUAGAUAAUAAGAAGUUAAAUUGCCUGAUAGUCAAAUUCAAGAAGAAAUAAUUUAAACUGAUUAAGAAGGUCAAAAGAAUCCUUUUGAAAGUUCAAGUGUAAUGCAAUAUACUUAAACAUAAAUGCUUGAUCCAUAUACAAAAACAAUUUCGGAUAGAAAUUAAGUAAGUCAUUAUACAAGUCAAGAAAGUAGUAAUAUAUAAAAUUUAAGUUAAACUUAAGAAAAAUCAAUUGAUUCUGAAUAAUUUUAUGAUACUAUAGAAGAAUAAGGAUAAUUCUAACAAUCAGGUAAAGUUAGUAUGGGAACUUAAUGUUAAAAGUUUGAUCAUAACUAUUAACAAUCUUCAAGAACUUAUAAUAGUAUAAAAGAAGAAAUUUAAGAUGAAUCAAGUAGUAUGACACAUUCAUCUCAUUAAGAAGAAAAAGCUCAUUAUUAAUCAAAUUAAAGUCCAAUUUAUGAAAGCAUAGAUUAAGAGUCAUAAUUAGUAGAAACAACUUAGAGAUGGAGUUAGUAUUAAACUAUUCCUUAAAAUACAGCUUAAUUCAAUCCUAAUGUAUAACCUACUAUUAUUGAAGUUAAAUAAGAAUAUAAUAAUUCUUUAUAAACAAAAUAAGAUUCAUCUAAUAAUGAUAUCAGUUAUGGUUAAUCAUUUGAUUAGGCAUAAUAAUCUAGUUAAUUAAAUAAUUAAAUUAAUUCUAAAAUUAUAGAGAAAGAUUCUUCAAAAGAAGUGAUUACCAUUAAUAAUCAUAUUAUAACUAAAAAACUAUCCUAGGAAUUGGUUAUAGAUAUGGAAAAAUUUGAAAAAAAUAGUCAUCUACUGAAUAGUAUUAAUAAAACUUAAUUAUUGUUUAUUACUGAAAAAUAUUUUGAUUACAUGGUUGAAUAAAAUAAUAGAAAUUUGUUGAAAGAAUUUCGAUUGUUAAAAAAGUUAUAAUUGUUCAUUUAUAAAAGAAAUCAUUUAAUUUUAAACAAGUGUUUGAAACAAUUAAAGAUUUAUAAAGAGACUUAAUUAGAGAAAUAUGAAAAAGAUAGGAUAGCAAGAUAAUAUAUUUUUUAAAAUUAAUAGAAAUUAAAAAGUAAUGUAUUUUUAAUUCUAAAAUAAAAUAAAAUUGCAUAGUAAUAAUUUAUUUAGAAUUUUAUUCAAUUAAUGAAUAAUCAUAAAUAGAAGAUUUUUCUUAAUAAAUGGAAAAAUUAGGUAUAUAAACAAAAAAUGAAAAAGCAAAUGGAUCUUUAAUAUAAGCAAUUUUUAUUCACGGGUUGGUUAAAUGUAGUUAAAAGAGAGAGAAAAGAAAAAGAUAUUAAAUGUUUGAUGAAAUAUUAUAUUACAACACUAAAGAAACAUUAUUAAUCUUGGAAAUAUUUCACAUAUUAAUAAUAAAGACUUUAGACUAAAUUUUUAAAUGCAUAUACAAAUGUAAAUUUGAUGAGGAAAAAGUUUAUUUUGUAAUAAUGGAUUAAUUUUGUUUAAUAAAUGAAAAAAGAGAAAGAAUUUGAAGCUUAUGCUAGAUAGGCCAACGAAUACAUUCCUGUAAAGGUAAACCUUAAAACUCAAAAUAUAAAAAUCUAUAAUAUCAAAUGA
Messenger RNA from Paramecium sonneborni, 2003 nucleotides. NCBI's taxonomy places the organism in Eukaryota, Ciliophora, Oligohymenophorea, Peniculida, Parameciidae. The record is from the annotation of a GenBank genome assembly.